Molecule: messenger RNA, 2991 nt
Organism: Eriocheir sinensis (Chinese mitten crab)
Lineage: Eukaryota; Metazoa; Arthropoda; Malacostraca; Decapoda; Varunidae
Exons: 9
Coding region: 507-1217 (236 amino acids)
Biological process (GO): chromatin organization
Cellular component (GO): histone deacetylase complex
Molecular function (GO): histone deacetylase activity
Source: RefSeq, a predicted model, not a curated record
CAAGUGAUAAUAAUUACUCGCCAGUUCUUCCAUUUGGUGGCCUGCAUAACAUACCAACGCCGGUGUUGGUGAUAAUCCAGUACCCACAAAAAGUGACGACACAAAUCAACAACAAAUAAAUAAUAGGAGCAAAACAGUUUCAUCCUCACACUACUCAGAAACGAGGAAAAGGAAUAUGAGCAGGUGUGGCACGAUAAGCGUCCCGUUCAAAAAACACAAACAUUGGCAGCAGCGACUCUGCAGGAACGACGGGUGUUGGGGACCGUCGCGCGAGUACCCGGGGAACACUACUGUCCACUGUGUGCCGCGUGUGUCCUGGCGGGGAGUGGCCGGGGACACACGACAGGCAGUGUGUGUGUGUGUGUGUGUCAUCUCCGUGCAAGGACGGGCGGCAGACUCACCACACACCCACAGCCUCCUGCCAGACUUCUAUAGUAUGACAGCCAAGUUCCCUGACCACCAUGACAGCCUGAACAAGGCCUAGCGGGGCAUGCCUAAGCCUAGGGAUGACGGAAGACACGCCCCAGAGGAAGACGUCAGCCAGGAAUCCCCGCGCGGUCAGCCUCUUGCUGGGGGUGCGGCAGCGGCAGCAACCGAUGGCAAGUCUGGAGAAGCAGGGUGAGAUGGAGGUGUGGCCAGGCCUGUACGCACACCUCACCUCCCAGCUGAUGGCCCUGGCGCGGGGCAAGGUGGUGCUGGUGCUGGAGGUGUGGCCAGGCCUGUACGCACACCUCACCUCCCAGCUGAUGGCCCUGGCGCGGGGCAAGGUGGUGCUGGUGCUGGAGGUGUGGCCAGGCCUGUACACACACCUCACCUCCCAGCUGAUGGCCCUGGCGCGGGGCAAGGUGGUGCUGGUGCUGGAGGUGUGGCCAGGCCUGUACACACACCUCACCUCCCAGCUGAUGGCCCUGGCGCGGGGCAAGGUGGUGCUGGUGCUGGAGGUGUGGCCAGGCCUGUACACACACCUCACCUCCCAGCUGAUGGCCCUGGCACGGGGCAAGGUGGUGCUGGUGCUGGAGGUGUGGCCAGGCCUGUACACACACCUCACCUCCCAGCUGAUGGCCCUGGCGCGGGGCAAGGUGGUGCUGGUGCUGGAGGUGUGGCCAGGCCUGUACACACACCUCACCUCCCAGCUGAUGGCCCUGGCACGGGGCAAGGUGGUGCUGGUGCUGGAGGUGACCAGUCUGACCUCACCCAAACAUUGUGGCAGGAACUGAGCACCACACAUCCACACACUGGGUGGGUGGUGCCUGCCGUCCAGGCCAAGAGUGCCGCCCACACCCUCAGUGCCUUGCUGGGCCACCACUGCCCCCCUGCUGGACCCCCCUGCAGCCAUCACCAAGCCUUCAGGAGACACUGCUGAGCCUGGUGUAUGUCCAGCGGGCACACUGGCGCUGCUUCCAGUACCAGGGGUCCUUAUGCCAGCAGGAGGUGCGGGGCGAGGCUGAUCCCAGCACCUUCAACCCGAGCCUCUCCUUCCAAGGCCUGGUGGGUGUCUGGCCCUUACGCCUCCAGACCAGAGACGCCAUGCAGCUCCUGACACCACAGACCAGCAGCUCAGGGAGAGGAUUGGUGAGAAACUGCUGCAGCUGAGGAGGGAAGAGGCCGUGGUGCUGAGUGAGUCUCCGAGGCUGUGUCUGGUGUGUGACGAGCAGGUGGAGCAACACGCAGCCUUACAGAAGGAGUGGUAUGGGUGACGCAGAGGCUCUCACUCAGGUGGUGCUGCCCGUGGCCUACCAGUUCAACCCACAGCUGGUCCUGGUCACUGCCAGCCUUGAUGCUGGUGCGGGGACCCACUUGGAGGUUGCUGCGUGAGUCCCGAUUGCUUUGAACAUAUGAUGGCCCUUCUGUCUGGCCUGGCCGAGGGCCGCAUGGUUCUGGCACUGGAGGGCGGCUUCAACCUCACCACCAUCAGCUGCUGCAUGACGCUGUGUGCCAAGGCCUUGCUGGGGGACCCGCUGCCCCCCCCUUGAGCCCCAGCUGGUGCCCAACAAGAGUGCCGUGCAGACCAUCAAUGACGUCAUCCGUACCCACAGCCGCUACUGGCCGGCGCUCUGCUUCAAGGUGAGUGUGGGGGUCUUUAAUCCGACCACUGCAAUUGGCACGGAUUUGGCCUUCACUGGUAGCCUGGUAGCAUACAGUCCCAGGUCUUUCUCUGCCUCUGUGGUGAUAGUGGAGUGUUUCCCAUGUGGUAUUGGUGUGCUGGAUAUCCCCUCCCAAGGUGCAGGACUUUACAUUUUUGUUCAGUGAAUUGUAGCAGACACUUUUUGUUCCAUUGCUGUAGCUUGGUGAGGUCUUCUUGUAAGAAAUCCACAGUCAAGGGGUUAAGGGGCAGGACUGGUGAAAGUUAUCCCUCAUGUCCUGCUGGUGUGUUCUGUGCCUGGUAGUGUUGUCAGUACAUAAUAUAGAAAGCUGCCUCAUUUCCAGAACUAUAUAUUGGACAUGUAUUAGUUAGAUCUCUCAAAACAUUUCUUCAGUUCUCAGUGGCAAUAGUUAUUGUUGUUGUCAGACAGUAAGAAGCAAAACACAUUAUCCUCUCUAUGUUUUGCAGUCUUUUCUUGUGGUUUGAGUCCUUGUGGUGCCUGACCCUGGGCAAGGUUACUUUCUUUACUGCCCUCACACUGCUCCUUGCCUCCCUGGAGCAGAGUCAGGGAGAGGUUGUCUACAUCUACCAUCAGUAUAACAGUCUUGGUGAUUAGUAGAAGAUAAUAGAAGGAAUAGAAGGUUAAUUUUGAUUUAUAUUAGUUUUUUUCAUAAUAUCUCUUCUUCCUUCUCCUCCUCCUCUCUCUCAUUCUUCCUCCCUCUCUCUUCCUUUCUUCCUCCCUUUCCCUCUCCUCUGUCUCUGCCUUCAUUACAUUCUUCACCCAUUCCUCCUCUCCUCUCCCCUCCAGGAUUUAUACCUCAUCCAAAUCUCUCCUUAUAUUAGAAUCGCUUCUCUUUCCUUCCCUCCCUCCUCUCCUCCUUCUCCCUCUCCCUCCCACUCUCUCUUCC